CUUUUUGGUUGACGUGAUUGUUUUGUCCUUAGGAUCUUUAUUAUUCUCUUCAAAUCCACUGUAACAGAUAAGAUUUUACACAUUCGUGUAUUGCUGGUUGAACAGUUCAGUUACCGAUCUACAGGUACCGAGUGUAACAUGUGGAAAUCUAUAGUGUUCCUUACACUUGCCGCUAUUGGGAUAGGUUCUUACUUGAACUUCCCAACUGAACACCAUGUACCAACUUUACCGGAACCAAAUUGGGGCCCGAAGAAGGCUGCGAAAGCAUCUACCGAAAUCCGGCCUUUUAAGAUCGAUGUACCGAAAUCGGUCCAAGAGGAUCUAAAAAAUCGUCUCGAGAAUCGUAAAACGUACGUGGAACCGUUAGAAGAUGCAGCUUGGACUUACGGAAUUUCCACCAAGUACCUCAAUACGGUACUUGAUUACUGGAAGAACAAGUAUAAUUGGACCGAGAGACAAGCAUUGUUGAAUAAGUACCCUCAGUUCAAGACAAUUAUCCAAGGUCUUGAUAUACACUUCUACCACGUGAAACCGACCAAUCUUCCAAAGGAUAAGAACUUGAAAGUUCUUCCUUUACUGCUGCUACACGGAUGGCCUGGAUCUGUUGUUGAGUUUCAAAAAAUAAUACCCAUGUUAACAAAACCAUGGCCCAAUCAUGAUUUUGUGUUCGAAGUUAUUGCACCAUCGUUACCUGGGUAUGGAUUCUCACAAGGAGCUGCACGUCCAGGAUUGGGUACAGCCCAGAUGGCAGUGGUAUUUAAGAAUCUGAUGCAGAGGCUUGGUUUUAAUAAAUUUUACCUUCAAGGCGGAGAUUGGGGAUCUCUGAUCGCCUCCAAUAUGGCUGCUCUUUAUCCAGAAAAGGUGACAGGUGUACAUCUUAACAUGUGUACUGGACUUGCACUAAAAAAUUGGUUCUGGUUGCUUGUUGGCACUUACUUCCCGUCUUUAGUAGGAGGAAGCGAACAUUAUUCACUCUAUUAUCCUGUGAGUAAACAUUUCACCACAUUAAUGGAAGAAUCUGGAUACUUCCAUAUACAGGCUACCAAACCAGAUACAGUUGGAGUUGGACUAUCAUCCGCACCAGAUGGUUUGGCAGCAUACAUCUUGGAAAAAUUCAGUACAUGGACAAAUAAAGAAUACAGAUCACGAGACGAUGGUGGAUUGUUAGAAAAAUUCACACUGGAUGAACUUCUAGAUAACGUAAUGGUAUACUGGAUCACAAACAGCAUUACUACGAGUGCUCGUCUUUAUGCGGAAAACUUUAGCUCGCCAAAUAGAGCUUUGAAAAUUGACGAAUUACCUAUAAAAGUCCCUACAGCUUGUGCAGUUUUCCCCUCUGAAUUAUUAGCAUUGCCUCAGAGUCUGCUUACAGGAAGAUAUCCUAAUAUAAUUCAACAUAAUGUUUUGCCGCGUGGAGGUCACUUCGCAGCUUUUGAAGAACCAAGACUUUUAGCUGAUGAUAUUUUCAGCUUCGUGAAAAAAAACGAGGAGCUUAAAAAAAAAUCUUCAUAG
Molecule: messenger RNA, 1512 nt
Organism: Osmia lignaria (orchard mason bee)
Lineage: Eukaryota; Metazoa; Arthropoda; Insecta; Hymenoptera; Megachilidae
Product: juvenile hormone epoxide hydrolase 1
Biological process (GO): epoxide metabolic process
Molecular function (GO): epoxide hydrolase activity
Source: RefSeq, a predicted model, not a curated record